CUCCCGGAUGUUUUUUCGCUUCCUGCUUCUUUUUUUUAUUUUUUCUGUGUGUGUGUGUGUUUGUUUUGAUCUUGUUUUCCUCCCGGCUCACCGAGUAGUCGAAGUAUCUCUCUCCUCCGCGUCUUUCCUCCUACUUGCUCUUUUGUUUUCUCGCGUAUAUCAUGCGGCUGUUUUCCGUGCGUCGCCCCACAAAACCAGCUUUUCUCGGGCUCGUCUUCUCUCGCGGCGCGCUGCUGGUUGCUCGGUUCUUUCUUUCGGUGAAUAUGGAUUAAAAACCGAAUAAAUGCACCUGCAGUCAGAGGGAUAGCCCGCUUGAACCCGAAGAGCCCGGCCUGUGGCGAUGAAGAACCCAGGAGCCGUGGGGGGCCGCCGGCUGGUGGGCCUGCUGGAGGCCGCCCUGGUCCGGGAGGCUCGCCUCUGGAAGGUCCCGGUCUUCAAGGACGGACGCAUCCAGGGUGCCGACAUCUCCUCGUCCCAACACCGGGAAGUCAUCCUCUGGCUCGGGGAGAUGAACCGGCUGUUCCGGUUCUGUCCCGAGACCUUCGCUCUGGGGGUCUGCGUCCUGAACCGCCUGCUGUCCACCGUCAAGGCUCAACCAAAAUACUUGAAAUGCAUCGCUUUUACCUCCUUGGUCCUGGCUGCCAAAAUCAAUGAGGAAGAUGAGGUCGUGGGCUCGCUUCAGGACCUGGUGGUGCAGAGCGGAUGCAGCUUCUCAACAGCCGAGAUUCUUCGCAUGGAGCGGAUCAUCCUGGACAAGCUGGACUGGGACCUGUACAUCGCCACGCCCGUCGACUUCCUCCACAUCUUCCACGCCCUGCUCGUCUCCGGCCACCCUCACCUCGUUCCGUCCAUCGGGCUCGGCUCCGGCGUCGGCUGGGACUCGGCGUCGGCGCCCGCCGGGCCGCGGCAUCAGAAGAGGCCGGCGGGCUUCCAGGCGGCGUUGUGGACCAGGCAGGUGCAGCACUGUAUGGCCUGCCACCAGCUCUGGCAGUUCAGGGGCUCCACGUUGGCCUUGGCCAUCAUCACCUUGGAGCUGGAGGCGCUGACGCCCGACUGGUUCUCCGUCUUCACCGACCUGCUGAAGAAAGCUCAGGUCGACAGCGGCGAGUUCAUCCACUGCAAAGAGACGGUGGACGAGUUCCUCCAGAGCCUCGAGUUCUGCCUGCCGCCCAACGCCGUCUACAUCUUCGACAGCGCCCGCGUCCCCGAGGAGGGGGCGGAGCCGGCCGGGAGGGGGCGGAGCCGAGCCCAGCAGGGGGGGGCGUCGGACGAGUGUUACGACGGUUUGAGGCGUCUGUACGACGAGGAGAGCGACGCCGCCGCGUCGCCGUGCCCGCCGCUGCACCCCGCCGACGACUAGCGGGACGCCCGACUCACCGGAGAGCGUCCGGGACUCGACUGGAAGCUUCGCCGAGAAAUCCACAAGGUUGUUUUUUUUCUGCUCUAAACAUUUCCGACUGAUUUUAAAAGAUUUUGUUUUCAUGUGUCCACACACACACACACACACACACACGUGAAUCUGAAGGUGUGUGUGUGGUCAAGCAGCUGGGCAGUUGAAGAAUUCUUUAGUACUUAUUAUUAAUGCCAUAUUUGUCCUUUUAUUAGCCUCCGCUUGUUUAACGAGUUGGAGUUUAUUGUUUGUAUAAAUAUAUUUUUUUAAGGCUCUUUUGUUGGUUUGAUGCCACAUAGCACUUAUUUUUUCACAAGCUUUUAUUAGUAUUUUAAUCUCUUCCUGUACUUUUUUUAUUCAGCACUUAUUUACAAAAGCUCCGUUCUUACAACAAAAAGCUGUAACUUCCCGACUAAUGCUGCACACGUUACUAACCCUUCAGUCUGCUGAUUGUUUCUGAGACUACUGUUACAUAAAGAGCCGGAGCACCUUUGGGAGACGACCUGAGGCGCGACCCUCGUUUAUUUAUUACACGAUAAUCACUCCAGAUGUGGACAGUUGUUACUGUAGUUUCAUACUGAUGUGGAAACUGAAACGACGACAUCGUCGUGUGUGUUUAAUGCUGGUGCCUGACGUGCAGAGAGUCAGAGGUCAGAGGUCAAACAUGUGAAGACUGAAUACUGUAGGGAACCAUCAAUGUGAGUUAGAAGCUGCACCUGAGGCGAUGUGAAGGUGUUUGUCGUCUUAUUGUCAACCGCAAAUAAAGAUCUGGCUUCUGAAGAGUC
Pseudoliparis swirei is the source of this 2175-nucleotide messenger RNA. RefSeq names its product cyclin I family, member 2 (gene ccni2). The transcript is spliced from 7 exons. Bases 341 to 1360 code for a protein of 339 amino acids. Gene Ontology annotation, cellular component: cyclin-dependent protein kinase holoenzyme complex; cytoplasm; nucleus. Gene Ontology annotation, biological process: mitotic cell cycle phase transition; regulation of cyclin-dependent protein serine/threonine kinase activity. NCBI's taxonomy places the organism in Eukaryota, Metazoa, Chordata, Actinopteri, Perciformes, Liparidae. The record is from RefSeq and is a predicted model, not a curated record. Gene Ontology annotation, molecular function: cyclin-dependent protein serine/threonine kinase regulator activity.